Nicotiana tabacum (common tobacco) is the source of this 1842-nucleotide messenger RNA. The record is from RefSeq and is a predicted model, not a curated record. NCBI's taxonomy places the organism in Eukaryota, Viridiplantae, Streptophyta, Magnoliopsida, Solanales, Solanaceae.
UUGUGGUCUUGUGGGCGAUGGUUUACUGGUGCAAAUCCACCAGACUGCUGUGAGACUGUGUGUACCUACUAUUGCGGCACAUCCAGAUGGUAUUGAUUCGUCAUCACCAACUUUCACCUCAUGGUCCCCUGAUAAUAUGACAAUAAGCCUCGGAGCUGUUGGGCCUAAUUUGAUAGUUGUUGCAACUUCCAGUCCAUGCUUCUUAUUUAUUCUUGGCAUCAGGACCUUAUCAGCCCAUCAUAAAGAAAUAUACCAGAUGAAACAUGUGAGAUUGCAAGAUGAACUAUCCUGCAUUUCAAUCCCCCGGCUUGAGCAAAAACCUUUUAUAUCUAAAACUAGUCAUACAAAUGGAGUUCCUUUGGAUUCUCUUCCAUCCGGAUUGGACAUUAGUAACACCUUCAUUAUUGGUACACAUAAGCCUUCUGUGGAAGUUCUAUCAUUUACUUCUGAUAAAGGCGUGAAUGUUCUUGCCAUUGGAUCUAUAACCUUAACAAACACUCUUGGAACAACCAUAAGUGGCUGCAUUCCUCAAGAUGUAAGACUUGUACUCGUUGAUCGGCUUUAUGUUCUUUCAGGAUUAAGGAACGGUAUGCUACUCAGAUUUGAGUGGCCCUCCACCUCGAUAGUUGCCUCACUUGAGUCGCCUGGCCUUCAAACUUUUGACAAUUCUUGUAUGGCUAAUUCCAGUGGUUCCUCAAUUUUUGCAUCUCAGAAUUUUAGAACUCAACCUAUGCAAGUGUCCAGUUUAUUGGCUAAGACGAAGGAUUCUCCUGUUUAUCUGCAAUUAGUUGCAGUUCGUCGGAUUGGCAUCACUCCUGUUUUUCUCGUUCCAUUGAAUGACUCUCUUGAUGCUGAUGUGAUCGCUCUAAGCGAUAGGCCCUGGUUAUUGCAAACUGCAAGGCAUAGCCUCUCGUAUACUUCAAUCUCUUUUCCACCUUCCACACAUGUUACUCCAGUCUGCUCACCUGAAUGUCCCAAGGGAAUUAUCUUUGUUGCUGAAAACAGUCUUCAUUUGGUGGAGAUGGUGCCUAGUAAACGGCUUAAUGUGCAGAAAUUUCAUUUUGGCGGCACUCCUCGAAAGGUUCUAUAUCAUAGUGACAGCAGGUUGUUGCUUGUAUUACGGACUGAUCUCAGUGAUGAUUUAUGUUCAUCUGAUGUCUGUUGCGUAGAUCCUCUCAGCGGAUCGGUGUUGUCUUCCUUUAAGUUUGAGCCAGGGGAGAUUGGAAAAUGCAUGGAGUUGGUAAAAGUUGGAUACGAACAAGUUCUUGUUGUUGGAACUAGUCUCUCUACUGGUUCAGCUAUAAUGCCUAGUGGUGAAGCUGAAAGCACAAAGGGCCGUCUAAUAGUUCUUUGCAUCGAGCAAAUGCAAAACUCGGAUAGUGGGUCAAUUGCAUUUUCUUCAAGGGCUGGAUCGUCUUCUCAACGGACUUCACCUUUCCGUGAGAUUGGUGGAUAUGCCGCUGAGCAGCUGUCUAGCAGUAGUCUUUGUAGCAGUCCUGACGAUAACAGCUGUGACGGGAUUAAACUUGAGGAAAGUGAGGCAUGGCACUUAAGAUUAGGUUAUUCAACCACCUGGCCUGGAAUGGUGCUUGCAGUCUGCCCAUACCUUGAUCGUUAUUUCUUGGCCUCUGCGGGCAACUGUUUUUAUGUUUGUGGUUUUCCAAAUGAUAAUGCUCAAAGAGUCAGACGCUUAGCAGUAGGGAGAACUCGUUUCAUGAUCAUGACUCUUACUGCACACUUCACUAGAAUUGCUGUUGGUGAUUGCCGUGAUGGUGUCCUCUUCUAUUCGUAUCAAGAGGAUGCGAGAAAACUAGAGCAAGUUUACUGUGACCCUGUCCAGAG